This is a messenger RNA of Phycodurus eques (leafy seadragon), 4106 nucleotides long. It is a transcript of the gene tmtc2a, whose product is annotated as transmembrane O-mannosyltransferase targeting cadherins 2a. Gene Ontology annotation, molecular function: mannosyltransferase activity; protein binding. The transcript has 12 exons. NCBI's taxonomy places the organism in Eukaryota, Metazoa, Chordata, Actinopteri, Syngnathiformes, Syngnathidae. Gene Ontology annotation, cellular component: endoplasmic reticulum membrane. The coding region runs from base 278 to 2827 and encodes 849 amino acids. Gene Ontology annotation, biological process: protein O-linked glycosylation via mannose. The record is from RefSeq and is a predicted model, not a curated record.
CGCUGCUUUCCGGUGCUCAUCGACCACUGAUGCGCAUCACUGCCACACACGCGAACGUCGUCGCCCUUCGACGCCCCCUGACAACGUUGGCGAGCCGCUUGUGAGCGUCUCGGCCCGGCGGGGGAGCAUCAUGGCCCGCCGCGACGCGGUUUCGGUGCGCCGGGGAGCCGCGCUGCCGAGCGGCUGAACAACGGAAGACUUCCCUGUCAUCCACUUCUCGUCCUCCUCAUCGCGAAGUCAUCCCCCCCGCCUGCAAACUCCGCUCCGGCUUGGAGAGAUGAUCACGGAGCUGCUGUGCACCGCCGUGGCCGUGGGGGUGUACGUGAACACGCUGGACGCGGACUUCUGCUACGAUGACAGCCGAGCCAUCAAGACCAACCAGGACCUUCUCCCAGUGACACCGUGGACCAACAUCGUGUACGACGACUUCUGGGGCACCCUGCUCACCCACAGCGGCAGCCACAAGUCCUUCCGCCCGCUCUGCACCCUCACCUUCCGCCUCAACUACGCCCUGCACGGCCUGCGGCCCUUUGGCUACCACCUGCUCAACGUAGCGCUGCACGGGCUGGUGACGGCCGCCUUCGCCGCCUUCAGUCGCCCGCUGUUAGGUGACGGACUGUGGAGUCUGCUGGCCGGCCUCCUCUUCGCCUCUCACCCGGUGCACACCGAGGCGGUGGCCGGCGUAGUCGGGAGGGCGGACGUCGGCGCCGCUUUCUUCUUCUUAUUGUCUCUUCUCUGUUACGUGAGACACUGCCGUCUUCGAGCGACGCGAUGCUGUGGCGGAGGUGGCUCGGUGGUGCGCUGCUGGACCUGGAUGGUGGGCAGCCUGGGGAGCGCGGCAGCCAGCAUGCUUUGGAAGGAGCAGGGGGUGACGGUGCUAGCAGUGUCGGCCGUCUACGACCUCUUUGUCUUCCAUCGACUCACAUUCCGCCAGGCACUUCUGCUCCCGCUUGGAAAGAAGAAGAACCCGAAGCUUUUGCUGAGUCUCACUGCUCUGGCUACCUGGGGCAUCAUUCUGCUGUCAGGUCGCAUCUACUGGAUGGGUAACAAGCCUCCCAACUUCUCCAACUCAGACAACCCGGCAGCCGACUCGCCGCAUCUCCUCACCCGGACGCUGACCUUCCUCCACCUGCCCGCCGCCAACGCCUGGCUGCUGCUCUACCCCGACAAGCUGAGUUUCGACUGGUCCAUGGACGCAGUGCCCUUGGUGAAGUCCUUGGCCGACUGGCGGAACCUUCACACGCUUGCCUUUUACGGAGGAGUCAUUCUUCUAGCUUGGUUUGGGUUUCACGGCCCCACCUCAAAAGGAAAGGACCCAGAUGGGAAAGUCACAAAUGGGAAAUCGGUCACCAAUGGGAAUGGUUACCACGCUACUGAUACGAACCACAACACAGACAUGGGGUCACCAAAAAUCACACUGAAUGGGUCAGUCGGACUUCACGAUGACCCUGCUCGGAUGUCCCUACCACCCACAGAAAACCUUGUGAUAUUCUCACUGGCCUUACUAUCAUUACCUUUCAUUCCAGCAUCCAACCUCUUCUUUUAUGUCGGUUUUGUCAUUGCUGAGAGGGUACUCUACAUUCCUAGCAUUGGGUUCUGUUUACUUGUGGCCACUGGCGCAAGAACCUUGUACAUCAGACUGAGAAAAAGAGGCUGCAAAGCCUUGCUGUUGAGUCUAUGUUUGGGGCUCGUACUGCUAAACGGACUAAGAACGAUUCAAAGAAAUAGGGACUGGAGCAAUGAGGAGAAUCUGUACAAGUCGGGAAUCAGUGUGAACCCUGCAAAAGCCUGGGGCAACUUAGGAAACGUUCUGAAGAGCCAGGGCAAGAUGGCGGAGGCGGAGAAAGCAUACAGGAAUGCUCUGCACAACAGGGGGAACAUGGCUGACAUGCUGUAUAACCUGGGUUUGUUGCUGCAGGAGAACGAGAGAUUUUCAGAGGCGCUUCAUUACUACAAACUGGCUAUUGGGAGUCGGCCAACGCUAGCAUCCGCCUACCUGAAUAUGGGAAUUAUCCUGAUGAACCAGGGCAACCUGGAAGAGGCCAAGCGCACCUUUGUGACAUGCGCCAACAUUCCCGACGAGAAUCUGAAGGAUCCCCACACCCAUAAGAGCUCUGUCACCAGCUGCCUGUAUAACCUUGGAAAACUGCUGCAUGAGCAGGGUCAACAGGAGGAGGCCCUCUCUAUUUACAAGCGGGCGGUGCAGAGGAUGCCCAGACAUUUUGCACCGCACAGCCUUUUUAACAUGAUAGGGGAGGCCUACAUGAGGUUGAACAAGCUGGAGGAGGCAGGUCACUGGUACAAGGAGUCCCUCAGGGUCAAGCCAGACCAUAUCCCGGCCCACCUCACUUAUGGAAAACUGCUGUCAAUCAUGGGGCAGAAGACUGAAGCAGAAAAGUACUACCUGAGAGCCAUUGAGCUGGACCCCAUGAAAGGAAACUGCUACAUGCACUAUGGUCAGUUCCUGCUGGAGCAGUCGCGACUCGUCGAGGCGGCGGAGAUGGCGGAGAGGGCCGCCGAGUUAGAAGGCACAGAGUUCGAUGUGGUCUUCAGUGCGGCGCACAUGCUCAGACAGGCUAGUUUGAACGAGGCGGCAGAGAAACAAUACCAACGUGCAGCCUCCCUGCGACCAGACUACCCGGCGGCUCUCAUGAACCUCGGCGCCAUCCUCCACCUGAACGGAAAGCUGGCCGAGGCCGAGGCCAAGUACUUGCGGGCGCUGCGCCUCAAACCCGACGACGCCAUCACGCGCUCCAACCUGCGCAAGCUGUGGAACAUCAUGGAGAGGCAGGGGCUCGCCACGAGGAUGGACCAACUUUCUACUUAAAUAAGCGGGCGGGGGCCACAGUGAGGUGCCGGAAUGAACUGUGAGGCAGCUCCGCCGGCUCUUUCAUCCCGAAACAAAAAAAAUUUCAACAGAAUUGAAUGCACUACAUGACUACAACAUGGCUUUUGCCCUGUAACAGUGCUCCUUUUACAAACUGUGGAGGUACAGUGCAGAUGAAUGCCCUCGUCACUGAAGAUAAGUCAUUGUGACUGAAAAAAAUGAAAGCAAACGUGGUGCCAAAACUUGUACGCCUUUCGUGCCCACAAAAAAAAAAAAAAAAAAAAAAACACAGGUAAAUAUGCCUGGUAAAGAACUCUUUUUACAUGUGUUAUUUGUUGUGUGAUCAUGUGUUAAUUUAUUAAUACUGUUUUGUUGAUUUGUGAAAACCAAUGAUUUGAUUGGCGGCUUACAUUGUGUCGCCCUGCUAUGAUGUCACACGGAAGCGCCAUCUCGCAUAGGAGCUGGACUGUAGCGAAUUUACAAAGUAGUAUUAGGGCCACAAUGAAAGAAAAAAAAUCAUUUGUAAUCUUAUCAAAUUAAAUCACAUUUAUUUGAGAAAAGUAGCAAUGUUUCGAGAAAAAAAAAAUAUUCUGCGAGAAUAAAGUUGUAUUUAUACAAAAAAUAGCAAUUUUUCAAGAAAAAAAUCAUAAUCUUGCAAGAAUAAAGUCGGAUGUGUUUGAGAAUUUAAAAAAAAUAUAUAUUUGAAAUUCACUUGUAAAAAUUGCUUUUUUUCAAUCUGAUAUUCCAACUUAAAAAAAUAAAUGAAUAAAACUUUUGUCUCAGAAAAAAUGACUAUUCUCAUAAUAUUCCUACCUUAUUCCUUGAAAUAAUCUGGAAAAACUUUAUUCUGAUAAUGUUAUGAUUUAUUUUUUCUUGACUUUUGAAUCUCGUAAAAUAUGACAUCAUUCAAAAUUUUGAAUUUUUUUUCUUCACAUUUUUUUUUAUAAAAGAAACAAACAAUCUAUUCAGUAUGGCACUAAUUUAGUUUUUUUCCCAUACAUUUAAUACACGAUAAAAAGUGAAAUGGCCCCUGAUAAGUACAGUAAAAGCUUCCACUCACCUUUUUAAAACAACAUAGAACUUGCAGCUCCCAACAUUGUUAUCAUGUAGCAGGCUGUCAGCCAUCUGAAAAUCCUACAUUAAGAAAAAAUAUCACCAAAUGCAUUAAUAGCAGAAACCAAACAUUACAUGAGAUGUCUUUCAUGGUCGUGCAGUUUAAAUUCAAAAACAUGUAUUGUGUUUUGUAAGAAAACUGAACCUUUUGUCCAAAAUAAAAAUG